This is a messenger RNA of Ceratitis capitata (Mediterranean fruit fly), 2032 nucleotides long. RefSeq lists its product as uncharacterized. Gene Ontology annotation, cellular component: cell surface; extracellular region. The record is from RefSeq and is a predicted model, not a curated record. Lineage: Eukaryota; Metazoa; Arthropoda; Insecta; Diptera; Tephritidae. Gene Ontology annotation, biological process: neuron differentiation. Gene Ontology annotation, molecular function: peptidase inhibitor activity; protein binding. The coding region runs from base 248 to 1822 and encodes 524 amino acids. The transcript is spliced from 7 exons.
GCCUGCACUCGCGAAAUUUCAAUUCGAUCGUUAAUCUUGCACAUUCGAUCAGUCAACAGAGCGACCGAGGAACCACAAGGCAAUCCAAAUGCCCGAUUCAUAUUCAGUUGUGCUUCUCUUACGCUGCGUGUUGUUCGUCGACGGGUGUGCAUCCCGAGUUCGAAAAGGGCGAAAGUAAACUGCAGUCUCGCAUUGGCGUUGAUAAAAGCAAAGAUUAAGGAUAUUAUUUGUGGUAGAUUUGAGAAAAAUGUCUAAGAUUCUCUCGUUUAUUGCUCUGCUCCCGCCGAUUUUUAAAAUACUCUUCCUGCUGCAGUACCUCAGUCUCAUUAACGGUGAAUAUGUGUCGCACUAUAAUACAGCGGUGCUGCAGCACUGCUCAGCAAUCGAUGUUAAGGAUAAAAUUAUGGAGCUCCAGUGCUAUGCCAAAUGCGCGGCCGACGGCGCGAGAACAGUGCCAGAGUUGGACUCACAAGUCUGCUAUCAACAAUGCCGUAAAACAAUCCAUCGUGAACCGCGGCGGGGUUUAUGCCCCAGCAAGCAGGACUUCACAACGCAGGAAGUUUCACCCAUCCAACGUCUUUCCUGCCUCGACAACUGUGUCUAUGACGCGGAUUGUCCGGUUGUUCAGAAAUGUUGUGACAUUGGUUGCGGGCCCGUCUGUGUGGAUGCACUGGGCAUUCGUGAAGAUGCCUUGCUGCCGCCAAUACCGAAAAUUUUGAAAUAUAAAUUGACACGCGGCAAUAAGGUGGAGCUCACUAUUGAAUCAUCAGCCAAUUCCACUUACUACUGCCAUGUGGAAGUGCGUUAUCACUUUGGUGUGUCUUUUGCGGAGCGUAAGCUUAGUGCAUGGCAAUGCCAGUUGGUAGAAAAGAUUGCCGAGAUUUCUGUUGGUCAUAGUAAAAGAAUUGAUAUCUCCUUUAAUCUGAAACCGGGUCAUUGGUACCAAGCGCGCGUUGCAGCCAUAAAUGCUUAUGGCUUCCGCGGAUAUUCCGAACCUUCUGCGGAGUUCCGCCUAAUACAUCAUCCCAAGCCACCGAAGUCUCCUGCAGAUUUGCAAGUUGCCGCUGCCGCUUUUGAUGGCCGUCAUUAUAAACUGAAAAUAACUUGGUGUCCAUCGAAAUCGAACUUACCCAUUGAAAAAUAUAAAAUCAUUUGGUCGCUUUAUGUGAGAAAUAAGGAUGAAUCGGUGAUAACGAAUGAAGCCUACGUGAAGGAUACUCACCAAUUCGAAAUCACAGAUCUUCUACCAGAGUCCAGCUACUACAUUCAAGUGCAAUCCAUGUCCAUCAAUGGCAGUCGUCGUUUAAAAUCCGACAAGUGCUCGAUACUUUUCAACACAACUCAACCAACCAUGCCUUAUAAGGCGCUCAAGUGCUCUCAUCAAGUUCACGAGCAUGGCCAACAACAAAAUGUUGCUAACAAUAGCUAUAGUAAUUAUAUCGCAAGAUCCUUAGAAGCAUCACAACAACCAACAACAGUGGCGCUAGCCAACAAUGGUGGAUAUGAGGUGAAUUAUCGACUGAGUCGUAAAUUUGGUAUGAUUGUUCAAAUAACAGGAUUCUUACCAUAUAAAGAGAAGGUCUAUGAGUUGUGCCCGAAAGAGAGUAACUGUGAGCAACGGGAAUAUAGCGCUAUACGUGUGAAGCACGAUGCUAUAGAAGUGAAUACUCUGAAAUUUGACACAACGUACGUGCUGAAAGCCUACAGAGCCAAUUCUUAUGGCGGCGAGCCAACAACAACAUUGAAUGGAUCUUUCACAUUCACUACGCCAAAAUGUGAGAGCUUCCGCAGUCGAUUUCCUAAAGUGGGAUUGCAAUGCUAAGCGAAAUCUUUUAUUUAGUAUUGUUUUUUUAUUUGUAUCAAAAUUUGUAUGUAUGUAUGCAUGUAUCUGUAAGUAAGUUUUUGUAAUUAUCGUGCUCCAGCAUAUAAUGUACAUAUGUAUAUGUAAGUACACCUAAGCCGAACAAGAUAUAUUUAAAAUUUUAUUUUGUAAUCUUUUUCAAUAUAAGCGGAACCGGAGAUGUGAAAGCAA